Molecule: messenger RNA, 1641 nt
Organism: Harmonia axyridis
Lineage: Eukaryota; Metazoa; Arthropoda; Insecta; Coleoptera; Coccinellidae
Product: protein SHQ1 homolog
Exons: 2
Coding region: 244-1569 (441 amino acids)
Biological process (GO): box H/ACA snoRNP assembly
Cellular component (GO): cytoplasm; nucleoplasm
Source: RefSeq, a predicted model, not a curated record
UAUCACCCUGAAAUUUUAUUCAGAGAUGUGAAGGUAAGCAACACUAAAAAAUCACUUAUUAUUUAUCCUUUCCUGCAUACAUCAGAGAGACAAUUUCUCUGACAUACAGACGAAGAAGAAGAAGAGCUUUGUUGAAAUCAAUGAAUAAAGGUUAGUUUUUUAUAACCACAAAAAAAUACAAUUGUCUUCAGUAGUUUUUAUCUUAUAUUCAGUUUAAGAAAUAAUAAGAACAAAAAAAUAGAUAUGAUCAUCCCUUUAUUUAGGUUGUCUCAAUCCCCGGAUACAGUCACUCUGCAAAUCACAGCCAAAUACAUAAAACUGAAAGACUUAGAGUUGAUCGUUGAGGGUGAAGAGAUAUUUUUUUAUUGUAAACCGUAUCAUUUGAAAUUGCACCUACCUGGGUCUCUAGACAGUGAAAUAUUGAAUUCUAAAUACGAUGUAGACUCUGGACUCUUAACAUUCGAAAUGAGGAAAACUACACCAGGGGAGAAUUUCAAAAAUUUAGACCUCAUUACACGACUAUUAGCUCCAGUAGAAGAAAAAAAGAAAACCGAUAAGAUAUUGAUAUUGGAUGAUGAACAUAAUGUUUUGUGGGAGGAUACUCCGGAAACUUCAUUUGAAUAUGGCUUCGCCAUGAAAGGAUUAUAUGAUUUUCAUCGUGUAAUUGAUGAAUAUGGUGAUAUCAUCAAAGUUGACCCUAGAAAGAUAGAUAUAGAAGAACGUUUCAAGUUAAUGAGAUUAGAAGAAUGCCAAAAAUUUAAUGCUGAUCAUUACAUAGCUGAUUUUGUGGAAGAGGAAUCACUUAUUCAGGAACUUGUAGAUCUAGAGUCUCCUUGGAGUUCCAAAUCAAAAAGCUCUUUGGAAUUUGACGAUUCAGAAAUUGAAAUAUUGAAAAAUUUAUCUAACAAGAACUACAAUCUUUCAGAAGAACAAAGAAAAUAUUGUUACUACAGCCUCAUUGAUAUUUUAUUUGCAUAUUGCUAUGAUUCCCGAACCACAUCUUUUGAGGGAAAUUCAGAAUCCGGAUGGACUAUUCUUGAGAUAUCUGCUUCUCUUAGAUGGCUUAUUGGUUUUAAAGAUGCAAAAAGCACUCUUUUGAGCGCUUAUAGACGAAGUUUGAUAUAUCCAUUAUACCGCAAUUUUAACUUGUGCAAUAAAAUACUUUCAGAUUUGAAGACUAUUCUUGCCUUAGGAGUAAAGGGCAUUGUGAAAUGUUUUUUGGAAAUUUACAACAUUUUUCUUUCUGGCGAUGAGUGUCGCUACAUUCUAAAUGACAUUUUCAUAAAAGAUUAUUUGGUGUAUAUGGCAAAAUGGAGUGAAGAAGAGUGGAAUAAUGUAGUGAAAGAAGUUUCAGAUAUAGUGAUCGAUAAAAAGGAUUUGAAUAUGUCCCUUUAUGAGAUUGAGAGAGAUUUUUUGACUAAAGUGUUACAAGUUAAUGAAUUAGAUUCUGAUGAUGAAGUCGAAAAUGAAGAGGAAAUCACAAAGGACUUAGAAAAAAUAUUCACGGAGAAAUUAGUGUUGGUUGAAAAGGAACUUGAAUUACAGAAAAAUCCAACUUCCACAAAGUAAUGAUAAUGAUGAGUUUGUUGAUUCCUGAUUUCUAAAAUUUUCAUUGAAUAUAGAAUGCAUAUUACAGAAAAA